CUCACGCGACACGCGGUCCUCGCCUGUCCGUUCACAGCCGCUCCGCAGCCAUCUCGUCUCUUCAUCUCGCCGCCUGACCCUCGCCAUGUCCGGCACCUUUUUCGACCCGGUCUCCUUCGUGACCGACCUGCUGGCCGGAGGCAUAGCGGCUGCCAUUUCCAAGACGGCGGUGGCGCCCAUCGAGCGGGUUAAACUGCUGCUGCAGGUGCAGGCGUCGAGCAAGCAGAUCCGCGUCGACCAGCAGUACAAGGGCAUCGUGGACUGUGUGAUCAGGAUACCCCGCGAGCAGGGUUUUCUCAGCUUUUGGCGUGGAAACUUAGCGAAUGUGAUUAGAUAUUUCCCAACUCAGGCUCUCAACUUUGCUUUCAAAGACAAAUACAAGCAAAUAUUUAUGUCAGGAAUUGACAAGAAAACACAGUUUGGAAAAUGGUUUCUAGCAAAUUUAGCUUCAGGAGGAGCUGCAGGUGCAACUUCCCUAUGUUUUGUAUAUCCCUUGGACUUUGCACGAACACGUUUAGCUGCUGAUGUCGGCAAAGGCAAUGAAGAACGUCAGUUUAAAGGUCUUGCGGAUUGCCUUGCCAAAAUUGGAAAGCGGGAUGGGAUUCAGGGACUUUAUCAGGGAUUUGCUGUUUCGGUGAAUGGCAUCAUAGUAUAUCGAGCUUCUUAUUUUGGAUGCUAUGAUACAAUCAAGGGUAUUUUGCCAAACCCAAAGAGCACGCCAUUCUAUGUAUCGUUUUUGAUUGCCCAGGGUGUGACCUCAUUUUCUGGGAUAUUGUCUUACCCAUUUGAUACUGUUAGAAGACGCUUGAUGAUGCAGAGUGGUGAAAAAGAGCGGCAGUACAGUGGAACGGUUGACUGCUUUCAAAAGAUCUAUCGAAUUGAGGGAAUGGGUGCUUUCUUUAGAGGAGCCUUUUCAAAUGUACUGCGUGGGACUGGUGGUGCAUUAGUACUUGUGUUCUAUGAUGAAAUUAAGACACUGAUAAGCACCUAAGGAAAAAUAACAUUGAUUUAUUGAUAAUUCAAGUGUGUUUGUUAAAUAUUGCUGUACAUUCAUAUGCAGGAAUUGUCCUCUUAGGGGAACUUAACAAUUUUAUAACUAGAAGCAAAAUCAAUUAAAAAACUUUACUUUUUUUUAAGACAA
Callorhinchus milii (elephant shark) is the source of this 1141-nucleotide messenger RNA. RefSeq names its product ADP/ATP translocase 4. Gene Ontology annotation, cellular component: mitochondrial inner membrane. Gene Ontology annotation, biological process: mitochondrial ATP transmembrane transport; mitochondrial ADP transmembrane transport. The transcript has 6 exons. Lineage: Eukaryota; Metazoa; Chordata; Chondrichthyes; Chimaeriformes; Callorhinchidae. The record is from RefSeq and is a predicted model, not a curated record. Gene Ontology annotation, molecular function: ATP:ADP antiporter activity. The coding region runs from base 86 to 991 and encodes 301 amino acids.